AUGACAUAAGCUUUCCCUUCCGCGUAGUCGCGUACCCUGAAAAAAAUGGAAGAAUCGCUGAGGAUUCAUCACUUCGAGCAACUUCCUUCGGCAUCAGAGUUUGUUUCUCAGAUUGAAUCCAGAAACGUUCCUGCGGUAUUCAAAGGAUGCAUUAAAGAUUGGAAAGCUUUCUCCAAGUGGAAUCCUUCUUCCGGUGGCCUCGACUAUUUGGAGGAGCGGGCAGGGUCAUCUGUUGUGGAGGCGAUGCUAUCUAGAGCUGCGCCGGUCUUUUAUGGCAAUCUUAGGAGCCAUGAGAGGGUUCCCUUGCCAUUUUCCACCUUCAUCGAUUUUUGUAAACAACGACAUAGGCAAAACACGGUUGAUCCUUGCAGCAUCAAUUCUGAGCAGGAGAGGCAUCAGCUGGGAGAAUCUGAUAUUCAACAAAGCUGUUUGCCGGCUGGAGAUUCUGCUCCUAAGCAAAUCUAUUUAGCACAGGUUCCAAUUAUGAAUGCUGAGAAUGAAGAGAGGGUUCAACUACAAAUUUUGAGUGAAGACAUUCAAAUGCCUGCGAUUUUGGAGACAAAAGCUAUAUCAUCUAUUAAUUUGUGGAUGAACAGUGAUCAAGCUCGGUCAAGUACUCACUAUGAUCCACAUAAUAACCUUCUAUGUAUAGUAUCUGGAUGUAAACAAGUUGUUUUAUGGCCUCCUUCUGCAAGUCCCAUGUUGUACCCCAUGCCAAUAUAUGGGGAGGCCUCAAACCAUAGUGCUGUUGCGUUAGGAAACCCUGAUUAUUCUGUUUAUCCAAGAGCACAAUAUGCAAUGGAGAACUCUCAAAAGGUUGUUCUUCAUGCAGGUGAUGCACUUUUCAUUCCUGAAGGCUGGUUCCACCAAGUAGAUAGUGAAGACUUGACAAUCGCAGUUAAUUUCUGGUGGCGUUCCAGCAUCAUGUCUAGCAUGUCAGACCACAUGGAUGUCUACUAUCUGCGCAGAAUACUGAGAAGAUUGACAGACAGAGAAAUGGUAUGUAUCUUGGUCAGAUGCCAUUUACUUCAGAUAAUGUUUGUCAAUAUAACUUGACACACAUCUUUGUUCCUCCUUACCUCACUCCCAGACAUUGCCAAAGAAUAUGCUUGUCUGAAUCAUUUUUCUGUCAUGAUUUCAAUCUAAAAUACAUUUGCAGAAAUUUUCAGAUCUCAGUCAGUUUUCCUUAUUUUCAUUAAUGCAAUGUACCUUCUGGAUUUUGAAAUUUUACCCAAGUUUUUAAUAAUCUGUUCAGGAUAGUUUUUGAACUUGUUGCAGAUUAGAAACACAAGCAGUAUCUGUUGAUGUAUUUUCCAAAAUUGCUGCUUUGUGUUUCUUGCCUGUAUACAGUAGCCGUAGCUGUUUGUAUUGAAAUCCACUGCAUUUUUCUUUGUUACUUAUCCCAUUCUAAAAUCUAGCAAACACUAUGAAGUGUAUUUUGUUUGAAAUUAGGGCAGAACCAAGUAUUUCUAAAAGGUUCUCCUUGUGUGGGGAGACCGAAAAGACAGAUGGAUGAGGUGCCGAAUAAAGGAGGUAAGUUUUG
Messenger RNA from Rubroshorea leprosula, 1543 nucleotides. The record is from the annotation of a GenBank genome assembly. NCBI's taxonomy places the organism in Eukaryota, Viridiplantae, Streptophyta, Magnoliopsida, Malvales, Dipterocarpaceae.